AUGGGUGUGGGUUUAUCUGUUCUCAUAGGCCUAAAGGCCGCAGCUUUAUUCAUUUUCUUCGCAUAUCUCAGAACACUCGGCUUAGCUUUGCUAUCAGUCCCCGUUUUAUAUGCAUCCCUGAUUUCGUUCCUUGUUGCAAUCGCUUCACAUCCCUGCAUCAAUCUCCCUAUACUCAUCGGAAAGGGCUCAGAUGGCAAAAUACCCAUCUGGUCAUUGAUUUUGUUCAGUCCACAUUUGUAUUUCGUCCGAGCCUUUUCAGCUAUCAGGAGGUUCACCACUGGGGAUCCGCCGUAUACCGAAAUUUUCGAAGGAUUAUAUGUGGGUGGGUGGCCAUACUCGCCGGAAAAGUGCCCGCCCGGUAAACCUGCCAUUAUCGACUGCACUUGUGAGCUUCCCAGGAAGGAGGAGCUUUCUGGGCAUGCUUAUCUGUGCAUUCCCACUUGGGACACACGGUCGCCUCACCCGGCUGAGAUUGAAAGGGCUGUGAACUGGGCUUGUAGGAAGAGGGCUCAGAAGGUUCCGGUGUUUAUUCACUGUGCAUAUGGUCAUGGACGUAGUGUGGCUGUAAUGUGUGCACUGCUUGUGGCUCUUGGCUUGGCAGAAGAUUGGAAAAGUGCAGAGAAGAUAGUCAAAGAAAAACGGUCUUCCAUUCGUAUGAAUGCUCUUCACCGCAAAGCCUUGGAAGAAUGGGCAAAGGACCGAUUAUCCCAGCCAGCUAAACAGAACCGAGAUUCUGGACCCGCUUCACUCAUCUUUUCUAAUGAAUCGGGAAAAUCUCGAUAA
Molecule: messenger RNA, 783 nt
Organism: Striga hermonthica
Lineage: Eukaryota; Viridiplantae; Streptophyta; Magnoliopsida; Lamiales; Orobanchaceae
Source: the annotation of a GenBank genome assembly